AUGUUGGGAUGUUCGAGAAGGCUUUUUUAUAGAGUCAGAUUGUCACCUAUAAGGAGAACAUUAUCUACAUCGCCCGUGAAACCAAACCCUCUAACAGUGGCGCCGGCUAGAAAGAGAAAUUUCAAGUUUUCGUAUGAAAGAUCAAGCCAUACCAUAGUCGAAGAGCCGGAAUUGAAGGUACCAGAAAAUAAACUAGACUUUGCCAAUUAUCAAAGGAACUCCUACAAGUUGAAGAUCUCCGAAGAAGAUGCAAAGAAGAUACCUUCCAUUCUUACCCUACAUGCUAGAUUAGUUUUAUCUUCGAAAUAUCAGUACUCAACUCUAGUGAGAGCGCUUACUUGCCAGAUGAAGGAAAAUGAGUAUGCUGACAACAAGCAAAUGGCCUUGUUUGGAGCAAACUUACUUUCCUUUUACGUCACUGAAAAUCUGAUUUCCAACUAUCCAAGACUUCCAAUAUCCAUUCUCAAAACCGCUACUGACGCUUAUAUUGGAGACUUUUCUCUCUGCGAUGUCGCCCAGAACAGUUGGGGUAUUGAGCAAGACGAAACCUCCAAUUUGGAAAAGUAUCUUUCCAGUGAGCCGAAGCUAUUCAGAUUUGGAAGACUUAGAUACGACAAGCACACUACCCAGGUCGAAAAGGGUAUCACAAAAUUUGAUAACGUUACAGUGACAUCUCUCGAUCAUGCUACAGCCUUUGCAGACGCCGUUAGAGCCAUCGUGGCCGGUGUGUAUGCACAUGAUGGUGAAGAAAUCACCAAAAAGUUUAUCCAGAGCCAUGUUCUUUCCAGAAAGAUCGAUAUAUCCUCGAUGUUUCAAUUUAGAGAGCCCGGAAAAUUACUUUCCCGCCUAUUAAGAGUAAAACAGAUGGAACCACCCACCGUCAGACUUAUUAGUGAAACUGGUAGGUUGUCCAACUCGCCAAUAUUUGUUGUCGGCUGUUUCAGUGGCGAUAGCAUGUUGGCAGGAGGAGAAGGAUCAUCUUUGAAAGAAGCACGAAUUAGAAGCUUUGUGAAUGCGCUUAAGGCAUUUUACUUGUAUAAACCAUUGGACUCAAAAAUGCCAAGCGAUGAUGAUUUCAAGCCUUUGUUCGUAGAUGAAGGUGAACCAUUCUACUGA
Brettanomyces nanus is the source of this 1116-nucleotide messenger RNA. RefSeq lists its product as uncharacterized. Gene Ontology annotation, cellular component: nucleus. Gene Ontology annotation, molecular function: ribonuclease III activity; double-stranded RNA binding. The transcript has a single exon. Gene Ontology annotation, biological process: regulation of gene expression; primary miRNA processing; rRNA processing. NCBI's taxonomy places the organism in Eukaryota, Fungi, Ascomycota, Pichiomycetes, Pichiales, Pichiaceae. The record is from RefSeq and is a predicted model, not a curated record. The coding region runs from base 1 to 1116 and encodes 371 amino acids.